AUGUACUUACGCUUCAUACAUAGCCACGGAGUCUUGGAUAACAUUGCAACUAAGGAUAAGCUGAACACUACUGCAGGCUCUUAUGCACUUCUUGGCUCAGUGGUGCCAAGAGAUGCAGGUGUGGUUACCAAGUUAAGGAAAGCUGGGGCUAUCAUAUUAGGGAAAGCCACAUUGAGUGAGUGGUCACAUUACAGGUCUGCUGCUGCUCCUAGUGGUUGGAGUGCCCGAGGUGGACAAGGAAAGAAUCCAUAUACAUUGGGUUUUCCCUGUGGUUCAAGUAGUGGAUCAGCUAUAUCUGUGGCGGCAAAUUUGGUGACUGUAUCACUUGGUACCAAAACCGAUGGAUCCAUUUUAUGUCCUUCAAAUUUUAACUCAGUAGUAGGCAUUAAACCCACAGUUGGUCUCACUAGUAGAGCAGGUGUAGUUCCAAUUAGUCCAAGGCAGGACACUAUUGGGCCAAUUUGCAGGACAGUAUCAGAUGCUGCUUAUGUUCUUGAAACCAUAGCUGGCAUUGAUACUGUUGAUAAAGCAACAAUUGAAGCAUCAAAGUAUAUCCCAAAAGGUGGCUAUGCUCAAUUUCUUAAGAAAGAUGGACUACGAGGGAAGAGAUUAGGAGUAGUGAGACUAUUCUACAAUUUCGGAAAUGACACUUUUAUGCAUGAAACUUUCAAGUUACGCCUAAAAACAUUAAGGCAAAGAGGUGCAGUUUUGGUCGACAAUUUGAAGAUUGAUGACAUUGAUGACAUUAUCGUUGCUCAAAGUGAAAUUAUCGCUUUGAAUUUUGAAUUCAAAUUGUCUUUGAAUGCAUACCUGAAAGACUUAAUUGCUUCACCAGUGAAAAGCUUGGCAGUUCACUUUUGGGCACCUACGUUUAAGUGGGGCAUCAGCAUUGCCAAUAUUGCUGAUUUUUCAAAACCACCUGACAUGAUCUCUUAUCCUCAACAAAUAGCUGUUAUGGCUACUGGACUAAUCUGGGCGAAUUACAGCACUGUAAUCACUCCACCUCCCUAUGUAUUCACUCAAGCCAAAUGCAAGUUCAGUAGAACUUAUGAAGAAAAUCAAAGGGAAAGGGAGGAAAGUGUGAAACCCGAACCUGCUCGUAAUGAGACCUGUAGUGCAUCAUCCACACACCAGCAUCAUGUGCUUCAUGUUACGACCACUAUAGACCUUUACAUUCAUACCAAAAAGCCAAGUCAAUACAAGCAAUCAUGCCAAAGUAGCCUAUGUUCACACAAGUUACUCAAUACAUGA
Molecule: messenger RNA, 1251 nt
Organism: Vicia faba (fava bean)
Lineage: Eukaryota; Viridiplantae; Streptophyta; Magnoliopsida; Fabales; Fabaceae
Source: the annotation of a GenBank genome assembly